Messenger RNA from Penicillium samsonianum, 2076 nucleotides. Its product is annotated as S8 family serine peptidase. Bases 1 to 2076 code for a protein of 691 amino acids. NCBI's taxonomy places the organism in Eukaryota, Fungi, Ascomycota, Eurotiomycetes, Eurotiales, Aspergillaceae. Gene Ontology annotation, molecular function: serine-type endopeptidase activity. The record is from RefSeq and is a predicted model, not a curated record. Gene Ontology annotation, biological process: proteolysis. The transcript has a single exon.
AUGUCCAUCAUAUCAAUCAAUGGAAACCAUUUGGAUCCCGAAGCAGAACUCCCAGUCCUUCGGGCUUUGCACCUCGAGUCCGAGGAUGCCACAAACUCAGACUAUAUCCUGGUGCAGUCAGUUGAGCCACUGUCAACUGAGCAGGAAGACGAAAUCGAAUGGCUAGGCGUUGAUAUCCAACAAUAUGUGUCCAAGAAUACCUACCUGUGCGGUUUCAAGGGCACCGACCUCGAAUCCAUCCGCCGCCUCCCAUAUAUAUCCUGGGUCAACGUCUAUCUAGACAUGUUUGUUAUUCAGUCUAGCUUGAAAGCACCCGCUGAAACUACAACGCUGUCGUCAUUCCCUGCCGUCCCAAAAGACCGUACCUCUCACACAGUUGACCUCAUUCUUCAUAAAGAUGUCGAUCUUAGUGCUGCACAUGUUGCCUCGGAAAUUGCUGCAGCUGCGCAUGCCGACCCUGACACAUUGCAUACUGGGUCUUCAAAGAUUCGAAUCAAUGUUCAAAAUCAAUACUUAGAAGGACUGGCUACCCUUGACUGUGUCAAGAGCAUCCAGCCAGUUUAUCCGGCGCGACUGUUCAACAAUCGGGCGAUAGAGAUUUUGGGGUCCCCUUUGCAGAUCAAUGGUACUCAGUACGAAGGCGAAGGACAGGUGGUAGCUGUUGCAGACACAGGGUUCGAUAAAGGCUCUACUGUUGAUACCCAUCCUGCCUUUCGGAACCGAGUUAAGCAACUUUAUGCCUUAGGGCGCCCUGGAAGGUCAGAUGAUCCAGAUGGCCAUGGAACACAUGUUUGUGGAUCUGUUCUUGGAGAUGGGUUUUCCUCAACGAUGGGAGGAAGGAUCAGUGGCGCAGCACCAAAGGCUAGCCUGGUGGUGCAAUCUCUUCUUGACCGAAAUAACAAUCUGGGUGGAAUCCCAACCGACUUUACCGAGAUUUUUUCUCCUCCAUAUGAGAAAGAUGGCGCUCGAAUCCAUACCAACUCAUGGGGGUCUUCUGCCUAUAGACAGGUGCCGUAUAAUCCCGCAAGCGAAGAAAUUGACCAAUUUGUCUGGGACCAUCAGGACAUGGUGAUACUAUUCGCUGCUGGAAACGAUGGAAUCGACGCGGAUAAGAAUGGUAUCAUUGACCCAAGGCAGAUCGGUGCUGAGGCGGCUGCGAAAAACUGCAUUACCGUUGGAGCAAGCGAGAAUAAUCGUCCGGAUAUUCCCAUCACUUAUGGUAACCGAUGGCCAAGCGGUCCGAUUAGCAAAGAUCUGAUGGCAGACAAUCCCGGAGGCCUGGCAGCCUUCAGCAGCCGUGGACCUACUAUGGAAUCUCGCAUUAAACCUGAUGUUGUUGCACCUGGAACAGCGAUCCUAUCAGCCAGGUCUAGAAAGUUGGUUAACGCUGAGGCCAGUUUUGGUACAAGUCGGGAUCCCGAGUGGUGGUUCCUAGCCGGCACUAGUAUGGCGACUCCUCUAGUUGCGGGAUGCAUUGCUGUCCUGAGAGAAACUCUCAUCAAGAGUGGAGCACGGAAGCCAAGUGCAGCUCUUCUCAAAGCAUUGCUAAUCAACGGAGCAGUUGAAUUACCUGGACAGUAUAUUCCAAGCGAAUCUGGUCCAUCUCCGAACAGUAACAGCGGCUUUGGUCGAGUGGAUUUGUCCAAAUCAGUGAUCUUGCCAAGUCAAGCCGAUGGUGGAUACCGCGAGGGAGGACCACUAGCGCAAAGUUCGAGCGAGGAGACCGUGAUAGACAUCCCAAACAAUGGAGAUCUUUUGAGGGUCCAGGAAAGAUCAGCUAGCACCACUACGAUCAACGGCCCAGUACUGAAAGUGUCUUUGGUCUGGACAGAUCCACCAGGGCGAACCCUUCAAAAUGAUCUGGACCUUCUUGUGGUCAGUUCGGAUGGUACUGAAAAACACGGUAACAUGGGCGACAAGCCUGGAUUUGAUCGGACGAACAAUGUGGAACAAGUCGAGUGGACGAAUAUUCCUUCUGGGAAAGUCAAAAUCAUCGUGCGUGCGUAUCAUAUCUUCAAUCGAGCGUAUCCCCAGCCCUACGCACUAGUAUGGAGCAUCAACCGCCCAUCGAAGUAG